AUGAAGCAUACUAUUGUAAAGUACGCUCCCGGUGGCUCAACUGGGAAUGAAAAGGAUCCAUUGGCAUGCAAUGUAAUGUCGGCAGCGGAACCGUUGAAUGCGACUGGAUCAGCUCUUGGCUCCAGCUCAAAAGAUCUGGUCGAUCUUGAGGCUCUGGUACUGAGCUGGGCUAAACAGAUUUUCGAAGUUACGAAGACCAAAAGCCAAGCUAAAAUUAACAAAAAACAUCUGCAGGUGAACAUUUUCAUAGACCUAUUUGAUGGCAGUUUUAUCCCGUGUCCCUAA
Molecule: messenger RNA, 285 nt
Organism: Gongylonema pulchrum
Lineage: Eukaryota; Metazoa; Nematoda; Chromadorea; Rhabditida; Gongylonematidae
Source: the annotation of a GenBank genome assembly